Molecule: messenger RNA, 1626 nt
Organism: Colletotrichum abscissum
Lineage: Eukaryota; Fungi; Ascomycota; Sordariomycetes; Glomerellales; Glomerellaceae
Product: pyoverdine/dityrosine biosynthesis protein
Exons: 3
Coding region: 1-1626 (541 amino acids)
Source: RefSeq, a predicted model, not a curated record
AUGGCCAUCUCCGCAGCAGACCCCGUCCCCGUGUCUCCCACGGACGCCAAGAAGCCGGCAGCCUCCACCGGGAAACUCAUGGCGAGACCGGUUCUCCAGCUCCGUGCUCCGACCUACAGACGCCCGAGUCUUGGCUCGGAGCUCAAGAGCCCCCUCAGCUCCAUCUCUCCCCUCAGUGUCUCAGACUUAAGAAGCCCCCUCAGCCCUCUCAGGCAGAUGCGUGUCGGGUUCUCCGACCUUGAAAUCGGUUCUCCCAUUGACCCCGUCGACCUGCAGCCUCCUGAACAGACGUUGAGGAGCCCUGUCAGCGCAACGAAAAGUCCCUUCAGUGCUUUCCAUAGCCCUUUGAGAAAUGCCAGCAUCGAUGCCGUCAUCGACGAUGUCGUUGAAGGAGAUGCCCCUACCAUCACAGAGACACUUCCCACACCUCCCCUCGAGCAGUCUUCUGAGCAAGUCGCUCACAAGAUUCUGGACGUUCUCCAAGCCUUCGGAAGACACAUCAUCCCCGAGGGCCAGGAGAACCACGAGUGGCUUGGACGCAAGAUGUUCCACGGUCGUGUUGAGGAGUACGUCAAGAAGGGAGAGUCAGUCAAGAUGAUCAUCCCUGCCUUCCCAUGGAAGAGCAUCAACCGCACCGACAAGGUGACGGGUGUUCUCCCUGAUCUAGGAGAGGACCUGGCCCUUGCAAGACUCAACGACCUCUGCGUGGAAAUUGGCAAGGUCUAUACCCAUGGUGCCGAGGUUCACAUUGCCACUGAUGGUUUGGUCUUCAACGACGUCGUCGGCAUCUCAGACGACGAGACCUGGGAGUACGGCGCCACUCUCAUGGACAUGGCAGCGCAAAAGGGCUACGACGGCAUCAAGCUCCUCCGCGUCAUGGACUUCCUCGGCCUCACCAACGAAAACGAGCCCCUCACCAAGGAAAAGUACAUGGAACUUGUCGACGAGAGCCGCAAGACCCUUGAGGCUCAAUUCGGCGACCCGGACAAGGACGUCCGCGCCCUCAUGGAGACGGACAACGACACGCUCAUGACCUACCGCGGCUUCAUCCGCUUCCUGGAGACGGAUCUUCGCAACAGUCCCGUUGCGGCCCACGCCACCUCGGGUCACAAGUACCGCAAGGUUGUCAAGGAGGUCGCCAUGAAGAUGAUGAUGCGCGCCGAGUCCUUCACCAAGAUCAUCCUCGCCACCUGCCCCGACCAUGUCCGCCUCUCCAUCCACCCCUCCAGCGGCGCCGUCAAGCUCUCCAUGCCGCUGCUGGUCGAGAAGCACAACCCCGACGGCUUCCCCCGUACCCCCUGGCACAGCUCCAUCGCCGUCUCCCUAGACGGCGGGUACCGUUCUCUGCACGCCAAGGACGUCCGCGACACGCACGACUUGGUCAUGAGAGACGGCCGUCCUUGGUGCUUCCGUGAGAAGUCUGAGCUCUUUGAGCUCGGCGAGGAUGUCGAGAUUGAGCACCUUUACCCCACUGGGAUCGAGGUGCGCCCUCGCGAGGAGAAGAAUGGUGAGGUCAAGCUCAACGAAGCAGCCCGCGAGAAGCUGGUGAAGCUUGCUCAGCUUCAGCCUGUAACCGUUGUCGGCUUUGAGAAUGCGCCCGAGUUUGUCCUCGCGGGCCAGGAGUAG